GAGACUUAUGUUAGUACUCUAAUCAUGGUCUGGUUUAAAGCGUUAAAAUCAUUUUUCUUUAAAAAAAAAUUUGACUUCAAGUCGCCGUCCAUCAAUCUAUACGAUUUUCAUCCUCAAAUAAGAAUUUUUCUAAUGUUAAACGGCAUUUUUUUUAAUAACACUGACUCCAAGCUCAGAUUUUUUUGGCCUAUUAUUACACUAGGUUGGUCCAUAGUAGGUAUAUCAUUUGAGUUGAUGUUUAUUUAUCACGGAGUAACCGUAGCAGAUUACUCAUUUGCAACAGAAUGCUUCUGUUACUUUCUAAUACUUGGCACUGUACCUCUUGUUUUAAUGAGCAUAUUAUUUAACAGAACUAAAAUUUUGAUUAUCUUAGAGUUAAUGAACAAAGAUUUUUUGUACGUUUCAUCAUUGGGGCUGAAAUACAGGGAUAUUUUUUUAAAUGGGCAACUUUUAAUAUGGCAGCUUUGUGUUUUGUGGUUUUGUUUCGCUUCUUACCUCAUAAUGAUGUACUUUUUAUCACCCAUAUCAGUGCUCAUUUACCAAAGUCUAUUCGCUACUCAAGACGAAAAUACAGUGAGGCCACUACUUUUUCCAUUUUGGUUGCCAAAAGACGACCCAUAUAAGUCACCGAAUUAUGAAAUCUUUUUGCUUAUGGAAGUAUUAAUUGCUUGUUUGCUAAUUCAAACGUUUUGCGUUUUGGUGUACAUGAUUUUUCACGUGUUGUUGCACUGCUUCUAUAUGCUGAGUAUUAUUAUCUUGGACUGCGAAGCUCUCUUUGGAGGUCUUGAUGAAAGUGUUGUAAAACUGGAUAGGUACAAUGUUCGCAGGUUGGAGGUCCAACAUAUUCUUAAUAACAGAGUAAAAAGAAUUGUCAAUUGGCAUGUUUUGAUAUUUCAAUAUAUACAAUCAGUUUCAUCAGUUUUUGGUCCUGUUCUGGUUUAUCAAGUGUCUCUUAGUUCUGUAGCUAUCUGUCUAGCGGCGUAUCAAGUAGCCCAUAACCUGGACGAAGGUAAAUUUAAUAUUAUUUUCGUGACAUUAUUGACUGCAACCUGUCUGCAGCUAUGGAUACCGUGUUAUCUUGGGACACUCAUAAGAAAUAAAGCUUUCACCGUGGCUGAUGCAAUUUGGGAGAGUGGUUGGAACGAAACGCCUCUUUCGUUACUAAUUAGAACAGAUAUGAUGAUAAUUAUUUUACGCAGUCAUAAUCCUAUAACUAUAAAAUUUACGGCACUGCCAAAUCUGGAACUAGAGACGUUUUCGUCUAUUAUGGGUACUUCAUAUUCUUACUUCAAUAUUUUACGUCAGUAUAAAUAGUUUUGAUGACCGUCAUUCAACAAUUACUUGAAUUGUAUGAUAAAAUACAUAAAUAAACUUACGUUUUA
Danaus plexippus (monarch butterfly) is the source of this 1382-nucleotide messenger RNA. RefSeq names its product odorant receptor 13a-like. The record is from RefSeq and is a predicted model, not a curated record. Bases 25 to 1314 code for a protein of 429 amino acids. The transcript is spliced from 8 exons. Gene Ontology annotation, cellular component: plasma membrane. NCBI's taxonomy places the organism in Eukaryota, Metazoa, Arthropoda, Insecta, Lepidoptera, Nymphalidae. Gene Ontology annotation, biological process: sensory perception of smell; detection of chemical stimulus involved in sensory perception of smell. Gene Ontology annotation, molecular function: odorant binding; olfactory receptor activity.